Molecule: messenger RNA, 1199 nt
Organism: Aspergillus aculeatinus CBS 121060
Lineage: Eukaryota; Fungi; Ascomycota; Eurotiomycetes; Eurotiales; Aspergillaceae
Product: putative mitochondrial phosphate carrier protein (Mir1)
Exons: 4
Coding region: 368-1126 (252 amino acids)
Biological process (GO): mitochondrial phosphate ion transmembrane transport
Cellular component (GO): mitochondrial inner membrane
Molecular function (GO): phosphate transmembrane transporter activity
Source: RefSeq, a predicted model, not a curated record
CUCCUCCUUUUCCUUUUGUUUUUCUAUAACAUCCCAUAUACCCUUUCAUACAUAAUGUCCGUCACUACCCCUAAGGCCGACGCGCCUACUGGCCUUGCCCUUUACUCCAGAUUCGCCUUCGCUGGUGCUGUCUGCUGUUCCGUCACUCACGGAGCUCUCACUCCUGUCGAUGUGUAAGUCGGACACCGUCUCGUCUCGCCCACGUCGCAAUUGAAGAACGCGCUCGGUAUUUCCGCCUGUGCGCGCGCUUGAUCGACUUGCCUAUCCUGCCAUCCGACCAUGCCCGUUGCUGACGUCCUCUCUCUUUCUCGUGCCUUGCAGCGUCAAGACCAGAAUCCAGCUCGACCCGGUUACCUACAACCGUGGUAUGAUUGGUGGUUUCAAGCAGGUCAUUGCCAACGAGGGUGCUGGCGCUCUCCUCACUGGUUUCGGUCCUACCGCUGCCGGUUACUUCCUCCAGGGUGCUUUCAAGUUCGGAGGUUACGAGUUCUUCAAGCAGCAGUGGAUUAACCAGCUCGGUUACGAGACUGCCUCCAACAACCGCACCGCUAUCUACCUUGCCUCUUCCGCCACCGCUGAGUUCUUCGCUGAUAUCGCCCUGUGCCCCCUUGAGGCCACCCGUAUUCGUCUUGUCUCCCAGCCUACCUUCGCUUCCGGUCUCAUGAGCGGUUUCGGUAAGAUCCUCAAGAACGAGGGUAUCGGUGCUUUCUACUCUGGUUUCGGUCCUAUGCUCUUCAAGCAGGUUCCUUACACUAUGGCCAAGUUCGUUGUUUUCGAGAAGACAGUCGAGGCUGUCUACGGCUUCGUUGACAAGAACUCUGUCUCUGAGGGUGCUAAGACUGGUAUCAACCUUGGCUCUGGUCUCAUUGCUGGUUUCGCUGCUGCCAUCGUCUCCCAGCCCGCCGACACUAUGCUCUCCAAGAUCAACAAGACCCCCGGUGAGCCUGGUGAGGGUACCGUUUCUCGUCUCAUUAAGAUCGGUAAGGAGCUUGGUCUCCGUGGCUCUUACGCCGGUAUCGGUGCUCGUCUCUUCAUGGUUGGUACCAUCACCGCUGGUCAGUUCGCCAUCUACGGUGACAUCAAGCGUCUCCUCGGUGCCACUGGUGGUGUUGAGAUUGGCAAAUAAGCGUCGAAUUGUACGAUUACUUGAUCAUGUUAGACCUUUAGUUUUGAAACAAUGCAUAUAUAUUAGAUUAGAG